UCUAUCUAUCUCUCUCUCUCUCCUUAUCCAGACCACAAGAACCAAACAAAACUUCAGAAGAAUUCUUAAAAGCCAAUCAGAAGCUAGUGAAGCAUCAAAAGCUCACACACAAAAAAAAAAAUGGCGUCUCUUCUGGGAACUUCUUCAAUACGUGCGUCUCCUUCUCUCUCGUCUUCUUCUUCUUCUUCUUCUUCCUCAACACCUUCGAUCUCUCCCAUUUGCUUCAGGCCAGGGAGAAUCUGUGGAAGAGUGUUAAAUGCAGGAAUCCAAAUAAGGCCAAAGAAGAACAGGUCUCGUCACCAUGUCUCUGUCAUGAAUGUAGCCACAGAAAUCAACUCCACUGAACAACAAGUAGGGAAGUUUGAUUCAAAGAAGAGUGCAAGGCCAGUUUAUCCAUUUGCAGCUAUUGUAGGCCAAGAUGAGAUGAAGCUAUGUCUUUUGUUGAAUGUCAUUGAUCCCAAGAUCGGUGGUGUGAUGAUAAUGGGAGAUCGAGGAACCGGGAAGUCCACAACCGUCAGGUCUUUAGUCGAUCUCUUACCCGAGAUUACGGUUGUUGCAGGCGACCCUUACAACUCUGACCCUUUAGACCCUGAGUUCAUGGGCGUUGAGGUAAGAGAGAGAGUCGAAAGAGGAGAGCAGGUUCCCGUCAUUGCCACCAAGAUCAACAUGGUUGACCUUCCACUGGGUGCGACUGAAGAUAGAGUUUGUGGAACUAUCGAUAUCGAAAAGGCGUUAACAGAAGGUGUCAAAGCCUUUGAGCCUGGUCUGUUGGCUAAAGCCAACAGAGGGAUACUCUACGUUGAUGAAGUCAAUCUCCUGGAUGAUCAUUUGGUUGAUGUGCUUCUUGAUUCCGCUGCUUCUGGUUGGAACACAGUUGAGAGGGAAGGGAUCUCGAUCUCUCACCCUGCGAGGUUUAUCUUGAUUGGUUCUGGGAAUCCUGAGGAAGGAGAGCUGAGGCCGCAGCUUCUUGAUCGGUUCGGUAUGCACGCUCAAGUAGGGACAGUUAGAGAUGCUGAAUUACGAGUCAAGAUUGUUGAGGAGAGAGCAAGGUUUGAUAGUGACCCGAAGGAGUUUCGUGAUACUUACAAAACCGAGCAGGACAAGCUUCAAGAUCAGAUUUCAAAUGCUAGAAGCUGUCUUUCCUCUGUUCAGAUUGAUAGGGAGCUGAAGGUGAAGAUCUCUAAGGUGUGUUCGGAGCUUAAUGUCGAUGGGUUGAGAGGAGACAUUGUGACUAACAGAGCAGCGAAAGCACUUGCGGCUUUGAAAGGGAAAGAUAGAGUGACUGCAGAUGAUGUUGCAACUGUUAUACCUAACUGCUUAAGGCACCGUCUCAGGAAAGAUCCGUUGGAGUCUAUUGACUCAGGAGUUUUGGUUUCUGAGAAAUUCGCUGAGGUUUUCAGCUGAAUAGGAGAAGAGGUUCUGUUAUCAUUUUCUUUUUAACUUUUGUAAAAUGUGAGAAGAAGCUGAAACAAUGAACAGGCAAAUCUGAUUCUAUGAUUGAAUAUGUAGUUGUUCUUUUCUCCAUUAA
Messenger RNA from Brassica oleracea var. oleracea, 1528 nucleotides. Its product is annotated as magnesium-chelatase subunit ChlI-1, chloroplastic-like. Gene Ontology annotation, molecular function: ATP binding; ATP hydrolysis activity; magnesium chelatase activity. Gene Ontology annotation, cellular component: chloroplast stroma. The coding region runs from base 121 to 1404 and encodes 427 amino acids. The record is from RefSeq and is a predicted model, not a curated record. The transcript has 3 exons. Gene Ontology annotation, biological process: chlorophyll biosynthetic process. Lineage: Eukaryota; Viridiplantae; Streptophyta; Magnoliopsida; Brassicales; Brassicaceae.